CGUAGUGCACUUCGUAGGGGGUAGAAUAUAUUGCUUUAUACACUAGUUAGUGCACUUAUUUAGUGAACAUUGUGCGAUUUGGGAUUGAACCCUUUUCGAUUUUUUUAAACCCGUCCCGCUAAACGCGAAUGAUAUUGAAGAAGGCUGAAAGCUAAGUAAAGAAGAAAGAAGAUGGCUACAGGUGAUGUGAAAGGAAGUCUCAGGAAGCUGCAGGCAUCUCUCCGAUCUGUAAAAUACCCCAGAGAUGUUGAUUAUCAAGGCUUAGCUAAAGGAGAUCCGUCCUGCUGUCUGCUCAUCGUCAGCUACGCCUUCACCUCCUUCUCCACCUCCGUGGCUGAACACCUGGUGGAGUGCGGCAUCGAGCUCACGGGAAAAAACGACCUGAGCUUCAUGGAGUCUGUUUACAAGGUCCUGCGUGAUCUCUUCAGUUACAAACCCCUGUUGACUAAGCAGCAGUUCCUGGGGUUCGGGUUCGCCGAGAGAAAGAUCGCUCUUCUCUGCGACAUCAUCGGCUUCGUCCUGGACAAACAUAAACAGCUCACUAAAGGCUCUAAGCAACCACUCCUUGUGCGGCUGACGAGCUGCCCUGUUGGUCCACUGAGAAGGAGGCUGUCUCGCAGCGACUCGAAAUCUGUGGAUUGUUCACCACCCAGAGAGAUCCAGAGGACACCAAGGCAGAAAGUCGUUUCGAGCAGGUCGCUGGUGGAGAGGCACCCGAGUCUCCGAUCUCCAGCGCAGGUCAGCUUCUCCUCAGACAAUCAGCAGCUGAACGAGGAUCAGAGGGAAAACGAGAACAUGGAGGGAAGGCAGAGAUCUCACGAACGAGAUGUUCCUCCACCUCCUGCUCAUACAGAGUGUGCGUCAGAGAGCAGGUUGCGAGCGGUGGAGGCCGGUCUGCAGCAGUGUGUGUCCAGGCUGGAGCAGCAGCUGACCAUGCUGGACGCCAGAGUGCAGGCGCUGGAGAAGAGCACAGCUGGAAAGAUCUGUAUAGAGCGCAGUGCGUGGGAAGAGCUGGAGAACCGGGUUCUGCUGCUGGAGACGGGACUGACGUUAACCCGGGCUCAGGGUUCGAUGAGAACGGGUGGAGUUAUGAGUGUGGAGAGGAGCCCACAUCAUGAUGAGAGCGUAGUUACGGAGUGGGUUAAAGAGCCGGUCAGUGGUUCCACUUUGGCAACCUCACCAGGCAACCAAUCAUCGUCCUCAGAGGAGAAUAUUAAAGAGAGACUGGAGAGAAUAGCCAGUAUGAUGAAGGACACGUCCAGCCUUUUGAAGAACAUCGAGCCGACAAUAUGAAUUUAUGACAGUGUUUAUGAUCGGGUGUGUUUAAGACGUGUGAAUGUAGAGGUGUAAAGGGAAGGAAAAACCUCCUCAGGGUCAAUUGUAUUUAUUUAUACCGGAUAAGAUGUAGUGAUGAUGUAAGCUGCUUCGUAGUUCAUUUUUUUAUCAUUUUUGGAUGUUUUUUUUUAACGCAAUGUGACUUUGUAUUCAUGCUGGAACUGCAUUUCUCUGUGACUGAGGUUAAACGUCAUUGAAGUCCUUUGUCCAGUAGAUGUCCCUGUAACACUGUACGUCAGAUUCACGUGCCUCUGCUGACCUCUGCGGUCCGUGAUAUGCAUUACCACGAUGUUCUCACGCGCCGAGAUGAAAACAUGCUGUAUUUUUUUUCUAUCAGCCUGGCUUUCAGAUCAAGUAAAAACCACAGAAGUGA
Hemibagrus wyckioides is the source of this 1708-nucleotide messenger RNA. It is a transcript of the gene cep44, whose product is annotated as centrosomal protein 44. NCBI's taxonomy places the organism in Eukaryota, Metazoa, Chordata, Actinopteri, Siluriformes, Bagridae. Gene Ontology annotation, cellular component: spindle pole; centrosome. The transcript has 12 exons. The record is from RefSeq and is a predicted model, not a curated record. Bases 172 to 1293 code for a protein of 373 amino acids.